UUCAGCGCUCCUUAAACAGAAAUUUGACAUCCCAGCUGACACUAAGCGCAUAUAACGGAACGCCGGCCCAGCCUGGCUGGGGAAGUUUGGGUCCCCCACGUGCUGGUCGUUUGUCUGAUGCGAAUUAAGCAUCUAGGUUGGGCGAGUUCUGGAGCAUAAGCACAGCGCCCUUGUAGCUUAGGACACCAAGUAAGACUUCGCGUCUUGAUGGACACCUGCACGCUCCGCGGACCAGGCCUAGCGGCCGCAGGCCACCAAGUAUCAGUCGAGGGCCAGUACCACUUUAGACGGCUGCAUUCGUCGCCGCUUCAAUGUGGCGAUGCUGCGAAACCGGUGCACGAACGCGGCACACCAGAACCGGGCCGGGGUUCGAGCUCGAGGUUGCCUGCCCUGUGGGCAAGCCUCAAGAACAAGUUUAGCAACAUGAGUAGCUCUCGCAGCUCUCAAAACCUCACCGAAGUCGAGCGAGCUGGUCACGUCGGUCACCUUCGCGGGACGGAGCAUCCGAGCCCUUCGGCGGCAACCCAAGGCAUCGACAUUCGACGCCCGGCCGUGUCGCCUGUGAACGUGUGCUCUUCUCCAGCCAGACAGCCGCUCUUCACGAGCCGUAGUGUUGGGGCGACGGUAUGCUACGCGGGUGGCUCACCCCACUCCGUCGCGGCCGGUCCAGGCAGCGGAAGCACCCCCACCUCGCUCAGCACGGCAUCAGACUGCGCCAUCACGGCGAUGGGCUCGCCUGCGCUCAUGGUGCCGAGCUCGCUACCGAGCCUGCCUGUGCUGCGUGGUGGGCCGCUGUCGGUGGGCUCGUCCGUGGCUGCCUCAGCCUAUGCAUCGCCGCGCGUCCACGAGGGUUACGCCCCGGAAGUUAUCGCGGGCUGCAUGGCUAUGGCGUCGCCGCCCGUACCAGCAGCCACCGCCGGCUGCUCGGCGCCUGUUAUGCCGGCGGCCGGCCCCGCGCCUGCUGCCCAACCCUGCGCGCCGGCGACCGCCGCCGCCGCCCAGUCCAAGCUGCUUGCGGUGUCUCCCGCGCUGCCGUCCGCCAUGUCGCGGCCGGUGUGGUCGUUGGAGGAUUACAGCAUCUCCAGGCGCCUCUACAAGGGCAGCUCCUCGGCCGUUUACAAGGCCACCUGUCUUCACUCCGGCAUUGCUGUGGCGCUCAAGGUCUACUUCCUAAACCGCCUGCCUGUCAACGUCGUGCACAUGCUCAAGCGUGAGAUUGAGAUCCACUCCCAGCUGGUUCACAAGCACGUGGCGCGCCUGUACGGCGCAUUUUUGGACGAUUCGCAGCGCGUCGUGCUGGUGCAGGAGUUUGCGGCGCGCGGAGAUCUGUUUCACGUGAUGCAGCGCCUGGGCGGUCGCAUGCCGCCGGAGCACGUGGCAGAGCUGGUGAUGCGUCCCUUCCUGGAGGCGCUGAGCUACCUGCACUCGCGCGGCAUCUGCCACCGCGACAUCAAGCCCGAGAACGUGCUGUUCACCACCGACUGGCGGCUGCUUGUGGCGGAUUUCGGCGUGUCCAUCAACCUGCACCACGAGCGGGCGGUCACGCGCGCCGGCACGGAGGGCUACAUGGCUCCCGAGGUGGAGCGCUGCCCGCUCAAGGCCGAGCCGCAGGAGAACAAGGACAAGCCGCAGCUGGCGUACUCGACUGCAGUGGACAUCUGGGCGGUGGGCUGCAUGGCGUACGAGCUCAUGGUGGGCUUCCCGCCAGCGAUCGCGCGGGCGCAACAGGACUCGCAGGCCGCGGCCGCGGGCAGCGUUGGCGGCUUCGUCGCGAGCCAGAUGACAGCAGCGGCGCUGCACUUCCCCGCCUCCAUCCCUCAGACCGCGCGUGACUUUGUGAUGGCCGCCCUGGCUGCGGACCCCACUGAGCGGCCCACAGCCGCCCAGCUGCUGCAGCAUAUGUGGCUGCUGCAGGCUGCGGCGGCGCAGGCGACGCGGCGGGCGGCCGUGGCGACGGCGGCUGAGGUGCAGGUGACGUCGCCCAUCCCCAUGCCCGUUCCCUUGGCCAUGUCUGCUGCGGCACCGCAGAUGGUCGCUGUAUGAAACCGUGCCUAGAUGGUCUUUGAGAGUGUGUUGAUGGACAGCUUUGGGACUCUGAACUGCAAAGCACGGUAGGAUGUAAGCGUACCGUUGAAAGCUGAAUUGUGAUUUACUUUGGCGGCGAACGGUAUGCUCAAGGAAGGCAUGCAACUAGUACGCAUGCCGUAGGACCGUGAAAACCAAGGCUCUAGUGGCUUGAAAUUGGUGGAGAACUGCAUCGUGCUGGGCGCUAGCGACUUCUGGAUAUGCCAGUAUCCGUGCCUCUGCAUAGCGGGUGCUCCUCCGGCACAGGUGGUACAGUAGGCCGAGGACGAGACCCGUGCUGGCAUGCUAGCAUGCAUGGCACACGCCGCACUGGGGGCCUUCCUUACGAUCCCCAUAACUCGCAGCGAGCGUUUCGAGUAAUGUAGAGUGGGAUAUUAAUAGCAGCCGCGAUGGCCGGCGUACACUGGUUGCCGGUUGCAACAAGCGAGUGGGUGCAUUGGCAUAUUGAUGUCCGUAGCCGUACAGUAAAUGUCGUCAAGCGCUUGAAUUGCUGGUUUUGGCGGAAACGGUGUGCGGAGAUGUCUGUGGGUGCGCUUGUCAUGUGUCCCGGUGUCACCCAUUCUUUGGCACUGUGGAACGGGAGGUUACGAGCCGGACUUAGAAAGCGUGCUGCGUGGCGGGUUUGGAAUUGGGUGCAUGUGGGAGACAGAGGAUGCUUACGGAGACUGGCGUGUGGGCUGUGUCCGGUGGGAGUGGCCUUCGAUUAGAGACAACGUGUGCGUGCGUUUGCGCGACAAGUGCUCACAUAAGGUGCGUUUUGGGAACAGGCUUCCAGUCGGCCAUGGUCAUACAAACGGAUGCUAAAUGCAUACUGAUAUUGAUGGGAACACGUAAAUGGGCCAAGGCGAGCACGCUGCCGGACGCAGCUAGGUGCUAGGGUGGGUGCGUUGGAGUCAAGUGCAAUCGGAUUGGUGCUAGAAUGCGAGAUGCAUGGAUCAGGCUGGUGCUGUGCCGGGAGGUGUCAAUAUAUUUGCAUGGUUUGUAUGAGCAUUGCGAACCGAUGCGCGUUGCGGGAAUGAGAGGAUGCACACGGUGCGCUGUCUGACAGCCUCGAUGCCUGCAGCCACGGCGCUUAUUAGUCUCGAACUGAAGGACGAACUAAAGGACACGGGUUGAACACAGCCACCCAAGAAGUUAAUGAUGAAAAUGUUGUAGAUAUCCAUGAACGGCUCGCAUGCAGGAGAGCGAGAUGGAAAGUGGAGGGGGGGGGGGGUGAAAGGGAUCAGCGGACAGUGAUGUAACAUGGCUUGAGC
Molecule: messenger RNA, 3338 nt
Organism: Chlamydomonas reinhardtii
Lineage: Eukaryota; Viridiplantae; Chlorophyta; Chlorophyceae; Chlamydomonadales; Chlamydomonadaceae
Exons: 4
Coding region: 745-2043 (432 amino acids)
Biological process (GO): regulation of cytokinesis; mitotic spindle organization; protein phosphorylation
Cellular component (GO): spindle pole centrosome; chromosome passenger complex; spindle microtubule
Molecular function (GO): ATP binding; protein kinase activity
Source: RefSeq, a predicted model, not a curated record